This is a messenger RNA of Rhodotorula graminis WP1, 1199 nucleotides long. RefSeq lists its product as uncharacterized. NCBI's taxonomy places the organism in Eukaryota, Fungi, Basidiomycota, Microbotryomycetes, Sporidiobolales, Sporidiobolaceae. The record is from RefSeq and is a predicted model, not a curated record. The transcript has 11 exons. The coding region runs from base 12 to 977 and encodes 321 amino acids.
CUACACCAGCCAUGAACUCGUGGAAGAACAUCGCCUCGUCCCUUCAGAACGUCGCCGGCCAGGCCGCGUCGACCGUCCAGGGCGCAACGAGCAACAUCAACCUCAACGACGCGUCCAAGAACCUGUCCAAGGGCUUCGCAAACUUCAGCCAGACCGUCAAGGAGCGCACCGGCCGCAUCGAGAACGACGACGUCACCGAGCUCCCGCAGGAGUACCUCGACCUCGAGCGCCGCGUCGACGGCCUCCGCGCAGCGCACACCAAGCUGCUCGCCGUCACGCGCGUGUACGAGACGGGCACGUACGACUACCCGGUCAACCUCACCGAGUCGGCGACCGAGAUUGGCGGCAGCAUUGCCCACAACCUCAGCUCGUGGGCUGCCGCGGCGACCAAGGGCACCAACCUCCCUCAGCCCUCGGUGACCGACAAGCCCUCGUCGUACCAGAAGACGCUGCCGCACGCCCUUUCGCGCGCGGCCGCGUCCGGCGCCGUCGAGGUCGGGCCCGGUCGCCUCGCCGACGUCCUCAAGACGUACGCUGUCGCGCAGGACAAGGUGGGCGCCGCGAGGACCCGCAUGGAUGGCGAGAUCUCGACCUCGUUCCUCCCGCCGUGGUCGGCGACGCUCAACACGUCGCUCCAGGCGGCCCUCAAGGCGCGCCAGGUCGUCAAGCAGGCUCGAAUCUCGCUCGACGCGACGCGUGCGACGUUCAAGCACGCGACGGGCGGGCCGAAGCAGGAGCAGGCGCGCAUGGAGGUCGAGGCCGCCGAGGAGCACCUCGUCGACUCGACCGAGACGGCCAUCAACCUCAUGCGCUCGGUCCUCGAGAACCCCGAGCCGAUCAAGAACCUCGGCCAGCUCCUCAAGGCGCAGCAGCUGUUCCACGAGGAGGCGGCCCAGGCGCUCGCGAGCGUCGUUGCCGAGGUUGAGGAGCAGGGAACGGCGGCCGAGGCGGAGUGGAGGAAGUCGCGCGACCAGUGAGCGUCGCCAUCGCCGUCCUCGCCUCGCACCUCGUCGCACUCUCGCCCUCGCCUCUCUCGACCCACCGUUCCUCGCCCUCUCGUCGGCCCCUCUCGCCGGUCCCGCCUCCGACACGACUCUGUGCCCACCCCCGUCCUCCCUCUCGUCGUGUAGUGCCCCCUCGUCCUCUCCCCUUCCCUCUCGCGCGGCUGAAAACGGACUCUCUCUGUGUCACUCGUCCUC